Molecule: messenger RNA, 2821 nt
Organism: Cydia fagiglandana
Lineage: Eukaryota; Metazoa; Arthropoda; Insecta; Lepidoptera; Tortricidae
Product: CKLF-like MARVEL transmembrane domain-containing protein 8
Exons: 5
Coding region: 143-643 (166 amino acids)
Cellular component (GO): membrane
Source: RefSeq, a predicted model, not a curated record
CCGUGAAGACUCACGCACGCGCGGCGCAAACAGUGAGUCAGAGCAGCCAGUCGGUCGCAGCACUCGCUCGGGAAAACGUUCCUCGGCUUUUCGCUUGCUUUGUUUUAAUAACUGUGUCAUACGACGAGAAAAGGUGGGAGACAUGUCGCACUCGGUGACCAUCACUCGAACCACCACCACCACGAGCGGCUCCGCGCUCUUCGUCAACACCGGGUACCUGCGGACGCUGCCCGGUCUGCUGAAGCUCGCUGAACUGUUACUUGGAGCGGCAUGCGUUGGCGUCAUUGGGUACUACCAUGACACCAAGGGUUACGUGCUGCAGACUCCUGAGCUUUUCUUCUUUCUGAUGGCGGUGACGUUCAUGAUCGGCACGUUUUGUCUUCUCACGGCAUGCCUAGUCUCCCUCUCUACGUCUUCUCUAAUAUCCAAGACGAUAUACGAGGUGAUAUACCACGGGUUGGCCUGUAUCCUGUACUUAGCAUCAAGCCUUACGUUAUUGAUAGAAGUCAAUCAGCAUAAAAAUGCUUACGGUUAUAGAAGCUAUUACGAGCCGUAUUUAGCCGCUUCGAUAAUGGGACUGGUUUUGACGGCACUGUACUUGAUCAGCACGUUUUUGGCGAAUCGUUCGUACCGUGGAAUAUAAGUCACAAAGAUAUUAUUCAGGAUUUUUAUGUCUAUACAAACAAUAGUGCGUUCCAUAACAAUCUUAAUUUCUAAGAAGCCCACUAUGCUUUGCUAUGAAUGUUAAAGUUAUAAGGUUACGAGUAAUACCUAGACCUAGGUACAUAUUUACGAUAUGAUACCUAUGCAAAUUGUAAAGUAUAUACUUAUACAAAUAUUUAUGUAUUAAUAUUACCGAUUUAAUUAUAAAUUAUUCUAAAUUAGUGUCUACUUUUGCAUAAUAUAUUUAUGUAAUAAGUUAAAGUAUAAAUUAACUAGUCAGUCCAAGGGUGUUCACUAUUUUAGAAUAAAUAAAAAUACAGCGUAAUAAAAUUACAGGAGUGUUGAGUCGAUAUUCUAACCCGGAAGUCGGAAAGCUUCAGUUAGUUUUAAAAGUCGUCGCAAAUAAAUAAAAUAUAAUUACAGUAGAACCCGCUUAAGACGAUUCUGAGGGGACCUAGCAAAAAAGCUUAAACGGGAAAUCGUAUUAAACGUGAAAAACUAACGUACAAACACCGUAGCGAAUGAUGUCUAAAUGCAUGUAGGUAUAAGAUCACACGUGGAUAUUAAUCUAGGAACACUAACGAUAGGCUCAAUUAGAAAGUCGUGGAGUGGAGUAAAUAAAAACCUGGGAGCGAUAGCUUGCACUCCGUGGUCCAUAACCGUCAAGCAGAUGGCAUAGCAUUCUCACGCCGACAAGGACCCGACAAAAGAUAUUAGACAAAACAAAAACCCAAAGGUAGGUAAUAAACACAUUAAAAAAUGUUGGCUAACGGCGUAUUGCAUAACAAUACGACCGUACGGCGGUUAUGUCAAUAACACAAACGUGCAGAUGGUGCGUAACGGGAAUUUUAGAUGGCGUAUUAAGCGGGACUCGAGUCGUAUUAACCGUGAAAAAAUGUAUGAAAACAGACUUAAAGUUGCAGGGACCAGCGCAAAAUGGCGUAUUAUGCGGGAAAUCGUAUUAAACGGGUUCUACUGUAUAUGAAAUUGUAAUUUGCAACGCAAGUUUCGCGCUAGAUCAGCCAUAUUUUUGACAUUUUUGUAUGUUGUAUAGAGUAGAAAUUAAAUGCUAACCCGACCAGAAAACGUUUCCCUGGAAUAUAAAAAAAUCAUGCGGGAUUAUUUUUUUAAUAACUGUUUUUCAUUCUUAUUUUGAUGAUGAUACGAUACUUAAAUUAACUGUAGGUAUAUUCAAAUAAGAUUAUUUGACCCAACCAUUUGGCUUUUUGCCCCAAAACUGUUUCAAAUAAUCCCAGUUCACCGUAGAAGUAGGUAAUUAGGUAGGUCAAUAACCUUAAAUAAUGUAAGCUUUAUCUAAUUUGUAUUAACCAUACUCCGGGGUUUUGGGUGUGGGACGAAUGCUUUACACUAGCCAAAAAUAGGAUAUUUAAAAAAAAGAAUAUAUAUUGACAUUUCUAAGUACAUUUGGAUCCUACUACUAUAUUUAAUUCACAGUUUGGUAAUUCAUUUACAAUACACAUAUUUAUUAAUACACCAAAUCAUUCCCGCUCCCUAAACCCCAGGAUAUGCUAAUAACUAGGUAUUAAAUUUAUAUUAAGAACUUUUUUUAAGAAAAUAGAUGAAGUUUACUUAUUUCGCACAUACAAAUACCUACACACAAAGAAAUAUUAAUACUAAGCAAGUACUUAGUAUCGAAAUUUAUUUAUUUAUUUACAGCAUUUUUAUAUAAAUCAUAAUUGGUGAUGCUUUACUGUUUAAUAUAUUUAUAUAAUUGAUACUUAGUGUUAAAUAUGAGAAGAGAAGAUUUAAAAUAUUUUCAGGGAGUUAAAAAGCCGAAUUUUCUUUAACUUUGAUUUAUUGUCAUCGUUUUAGUAAUAAAGUGCUGAAUGCCGGUAAAUUACACUAUUACCACAUUAUGAUAUAAGUAUUUUAAGAGAUGCAACAAGGAUAUUAUGUUAAGAAUUAAAUUGUUGUAAGUAAAUUAUUCUGCCAUCUGUUUAACGGAUAAGACUUCGUUGCUUCCAGAAUAGUAGUAUACCUACUCGGUGUACCUCUACCUAUAAAGUUAUUGAAACUUUAUGAUUUGAAUCUGAUUUCCUGCAAACAAACAAUUACAUUUAUAUUACGGUACAGAUUUUGCUAUCGAUGUUGUUUAUUAUAUACCUUUAUUUUAAUAUAUUUGUACUUUCUAGUAAAA